AUGUCAUCACCAAAGACCGUCCGCUGGGGCAUCCUCGCGACUGGAGGUAUCGCCGUCACCUUUACCAAGGAUCUCCUCUGCGACCCUACUACACGUGGCGUUAAGCACCUAAAGCACACGGUCGUCGCUGCCGCCUCCUCGUCCUCCGAAUCGCGUGCCAAGGACUUCUUGAAGGAGGUCGGCGCACCCUCCGACGCGAAGGCAUAUGGCUCCUACGAGGAGUUCGUAAAGAACCCGGACAUCGACGUCGUAUACAUUGCCACACCACAUUCGCAUCACUACCAGAAUGCUAUGCUCUGCUUGGAGGCCGGCAAGAACGUGCUAUGCGAGAAGGCGUUUACUGUCAAUGCCGCCCAGGCGCGCAAGCUGGCCGAGGUCGCAAGGUCCAAGAACCUCUUCUUGAUGGAGGCUGUAUGGACGCGCUACUUCCCGCUCUCCAUCUACGUCCGCGAGCAAAUCACCUCUGGUCGCAUUGGGCCCAUCACACGCGUUAUCUCGGACAACAGCAUGGCGCUCGACCCUGAGAACAACUUCCCAGAUGGCAAGCACCGUAUGGUCAACCCUGAUCUGGCUGGUGGCGCCCUGCUUGAUCUCGGUAUCUAUGCCCUUACCUGGGUCUUCCAGACCAUCUACCACACCCAGCCCGAGAACUCGCGGCAGGCACCCAAGCUCCAGGCUUUUGUCAAGAACUACGAGCCAACUGGCAAGGCCGACGAGCACAGCACCGUGAUCCUGCAAUUCCCCCGUUCAAAAGAGCAAGGCGGCGAGGUUCAUGCCGUAGCGACAACCUCGCUUCGCGUCGCCACAGCGCCCGGAGGCAACAUGGACCAACCCUUCGUCCGCAUCCAAGGCCCCAAGGGCGAGAUCCAAGUCUUCGGGCACUCCUUCCGUCCCCUCUCCACCAAGAUCAUCGGUUCAGACGGCAAGGUUGAGUCGAAAGAAUUCCCCAUUCCGGGCCCAGGUAAGGGAAGCGGUUGGUACAAUGGCUUCGGUGGCUCACUGCAAUCAGAAGGCGAGGGCCAGGGUAUGUUCUGGGAAGCCGACGAGGCGGCAGAUGCUAUCAUCAACGGCAGGAAAGAGGGUCGCUUCCUUGGCCUUGACGAGAGUGUGUUGAUUAUGGAGGCUAUGGAUGAGGUGCGGAAGCAGGGUGGGCUUGUGUACCCGGAGAAGAUUGAGACUCUGGACUACCCUACGCAGUUGUAG
Molecule: messenger RNA, 1203 nt
Organism: Alternaria novae-zelandiae
Lineage: Eukaryota; Fungi; Ascomycota; Dothideomycetes; Pleosporales; Pleosporaceae
Exons: 2
Coding region: 1-1203 (400 amino acids)
Molecular function (GO): nucleotide binding
Source: RefSeq, a predicted model, not a curated record